Molecule: messenger RNA, 434 nt
Organism: Otolemur garnettii (small-eared galago)
Lineage: Eukaryota; Metazoa; Chordata; Mammalia; Primates; Galagidae
Gene: HCST
Product: hematopoietic cell signal transducer
Exons: 5
Coding region: 82-321 (79 amino acids)
Biological process (GO): regulation of immune response; positive regulation of phosphatidylinositol 3-kinase/protein kinase B signal transduction
Cellular component (GO): membrane
Molecular function (GO): signaling receptor binding; phosphatidylinositol 3-kinase binding
Source: RefSeq, a predicted model, not a curated record
CCUGAUCUCCAGGGAAGAAAGAUCUAUAGGACUUCCUUGGACCACAGUUCUUUGCCAGACCCUUCCAGACCCCAGCCCACCAUGGUCACUCCAGGCCACAUUCUGCUCCUACUUUUGCUCCCAGUGGCUACAGCUCAGAUGACCCCAGGUUCCUGUUCUGGAUGUGGGCCCCUAUCCUUGCCGCUCCUGGCAGGCCUGGUGGCGGCUGAUGCAGUCAUAUCACUGCUCAUUGUAGGGGUGGUGUUCCUGUGUGCUCGCCCACGAAGCAGGCCCACCCAAGAAGAUGGCAAAGUCUACAUCAACAUGCCUGGCAGGGGCUGACCCCAUGUAACUUCAACCUUUGACUUCUGACCCUCUCAUACUAGAUGAUGUGUGGUGGUACAAGAACACCCUCCCCACUUUGGGAUUGGAAUAAAGCAAUGGAAAUACCAGUA